Molecule: messenger RNA, 2809 nt
Organism: Daucus carota subsp. sativus
Lineage: Eukaryota; Viridiplantae; Streptophyta; Magnoliopsida; Apiales; Apiaceae
Product: probable splicing factor 3A subunit 1
Exons: 4
Coding region: 241-2628 (795 amino acids)
Biological process (GO): regulation of alternative mRNA splicing, via spliceosome; mRNA cis splicing, via spliceosome
Cellular component (GO): catalytic step 2 spliceosome; U2-type prespliceosome; U2 snRNP
Molecular function (GO): protein binding; RNA binding
Source: RefSeq, a predicted model, not a curated record
GCCACCUGACCCGACCCGACCGAGGCGGCCGGUGUUGAAGUAUAUUUAUCCGCAUCUAUCCUGGUGUUUCCCUAGAACGACCCCGGCAACUCAUCACUCUUCUUUCUCCUCUCAAUUUUCAGGGUUUUAAGAUACAGAGAUGGGGGUUUUACCGAAACAGAUUUCGUACUUCUUGGAAUAAAUUUGAGGAAAUAGUGUUUUGAGUGAAGGGGUUUGUGUUUUAUUUGGAAGUAGAUUAAGAUGUUAGGCUCCGGGCCGAUACUGCCGCUUCCGGCCCCACCCACGGAUGGGAAUCUUGGUCCUCUCCCGCCAUCUCAAUUGCAAGAUAGGGAGAUUCAAGAUAUCGAGGAUGAAGCAAGCAAGUCCAGUGCGGCUCCUGUAUCGGUUGCAACUCACACCAAAACUAUUGGAAUUAUUCAUCCACCACCGGACAUUCGAACCAUUGUUGAGAAAACAGCUACUUUUGUGGCAAAGAAUGGGCAAGAAUUUGAACUUAGAAUUAUGAAUAAUAAUGCCAACAACCCGAAAUUUAAUUUCUUAAAAUCUUCGGACCCGUACCAUGCCUAUUAUCAGCACCGUUUAUCUGAAUUUCGUAGUCAGACAUCUACAACGCAGCAGCCUACUCAAGGUUCAGAUGCAUCUGGUCUGGAAUCGACAGCUCCUGCUGGCGAAGACAGUAAUGCGGAGGCAAAGCCAGAUCCCUCGGAACAGUUUAGGACUGUUCGGAAACCCCUUGAACCUCCAGCAGCAGAGCAGUACACUGUCCGUCUUCCCGAAGGCAUUACAGGGGAGGAGUUAGAUAUAAUUAAGCUCACAGCACAGUUUGUAGCUCGCAAUGGGAAAUCAUUUUUGUUGGGACUCACGAGUAGGGAGGGGAAUAACCCCCAGUUCCACUUCAUGAGGCCCACGCAUAGCAUGUUCAUGUUUUUUACUUCGCUGGCGGAUGCAUAUUCUAAAGUGUUGAUGCCUCCCAAGGAUUUGACUGAUAAACUACAGAGUAGUGUUGACAGCAUGACGACCAUACUUGAACGUUGCCUUCACAGGUUGGAGUGGGAACGUUCUCAAGAGCAGGCAAGGCAAAAAGCUGAGGAUGAGGUAGAGCAAGAAAGGAUACAGAUGGCUAUGAUUGAUUGGCAUGAUUUUGUUGUUGUUGAGAUGAUAGACUUUGCUGAUGACGAGGAUGAUGAUUUACCACCUCCAAUGACUCUUGAGGAAGUUAUAAGGAGAAGCAAGAUGUCAACUUUGGAAGACGAAGAAAUUAUUGAGCCUGGAAAGGAAGUAGAAAUGGAGAUGGAUGAAGAAGAGGUGCAACUUGUUGAAGAAGGCAUGAGGGUUGCCAGUAUUGAAGAAAAUGGUGGUGAUAAGCCAAGUGAAGCCAGAAUAACCCCAAUGGAAGAGGAUCAACCAAUGAGAAUUGUGAAGAACUGGAAGAGGCCUGAGGAGAGAAAUCCUGCUGAGAGAGACCCAACUAAAUAUGUCGUCUCCCCGAUCACUGGAGAGUUAAUUCUUAUAAAUGAGAUGUCUGAACAUAUGAGGAUAUCUCUCAUUGAUCCCAAGUACAAGGAGCAGAAGGAGAGAAUGUUUGCCAAGAUUAGGGAUACCACUCUUGCUCAGGAUGAUGAAAUAUCGAAAAACAUUAUGGGACUUGCACGGACCCGUCCUGAUAUAUUUGGUACAACCGAGGAGGAGGUAUCCAAUGCAGUCAAGGCAGAGAUCGAAAAGAAGAAAGAUGAGCAACCAAAGCAGGUCAUAUGGGAUGGUCAUACUGGGAGUAUUGGGCGAACUGCAACUCAGGCCAUGUCUCAAAAUGCUAAUGGAGAGGAUAUAAACGAUGCGGCAAGCAAUCUUCCUGGCCCUGCUGCUCCUCCUAGACCUGGUAUGCCGUCCAUUCGGCCACUUCCUCCACCUGCUAAUCUUGCUGUUAACAUUCCCCGACCCCCAAAUCCAGGUCAAUAUCCAGCUCCUCCAAAUAGUGGGGUUCUUGCUCCACCUCCACCACGGCCACCACUUCAAGUGCGGGCUCCACCACCCCCAAUGCAAAUGAACUACGGACAGCAACCUUUCAUGCUUAAUCGACCUCCUGGGCCUCCAUCGAUUUCUGUAAACCCACCAAGUAUUCCUGUGCCACCACCACCAGGAUCUCAGUAUACACCAUUAGCAGCUCCUCGACCUUAUGCACCCCAUGUCAUGCCACCACAUGGAAUGCAUUUGGUUCAGCCACCUAUGCCUCUAGGGAUGCCCCCACCACCUCCACCUGAGGAAGCUCCUCCUCCACUUCCAGAGGAGCCUGAGCCAAAGAGGCAAAGGCAUGAUGAUUCUUUGCUUAUUCCGGAAGAUCAGUUCCUGGCUCAGCAUCAGGGACCAGCGCACAUCAAUGUGUCUGUGCCAAAUAUUGAUGAAGGAAACCUGAAAGGGCAGGUGCUGGAGAUUAAAGUACAAUCGCUGUCUGAAACAGUUAGCAGCUUGAAAGAGAAAAUUGCUGGAGAGAUUCAGCUUCCUUCUAAUAAACAGAAACUGAGCGGAAAGGCUGGCUUUCUCAAGGAUAAUCUUUCCCUUGCAUAUUACAAUGUCGCAGGAGGAGAGACACUUUCUCUUUCAUUGAGAGAACGUGGUGGUAGAAAAAGAUAAGAUGUGUCAUCAGGGGAUCUCUUGAAUUUUGAUUGAAAAUUUCAUUAGCGUUAGUUAUCUCGAGAGCUUGGCAACUGUUAAAUCAGCUUUACAUUCGCUCAUUCAUAUUAGUCACAAAUCUGAAACUAACAUUUUGUUAUGUACAACUCACUUGGAAAUUGGAUGGUUGCUUUUUUGUGUG